CUCAGAGGUGCUUUGAGCGUGCCUCCAUCUGUGUGACUGCGGCAAGAGGAUGAUGAAGGUCCAUUGCGUAGUCCUCCUGCUCAUCUCCACAGCUGGGCUGGCCCUGUGCUACGAGGACGAGACUCGCCUGGUGGAGGACUUGUUCAGUAACUACAACAAGGUGGUGAGGCCCGUGGAGGACCAUCAGGACGCCGUCGUUGUCACCGUGGGGCUGCAGCUCAUCCAGCUCAUUAGUGUGGAUGAAGUAAAUCAGAUUGUGACAACCAAUGUACGCCUGAAACAGCAAUGGACAGAUGUCAACCUGAAAUGGAAUCCAGACGACUACGGUGGCGUCAAAAAAAUCCGCAUCCCCUCAGACGAUAUCUGGCGGCCAGACCUUGUUCUUUACAACAAUGCAGACGGUGAUUUUGCCAUUGUAAAAUACACCAAAGUCCUUCUGGAGCACACAGGUCUGAUCACCUGGACACCACCAGCUAUUUUUAAGAGUUACUGUGAAAUUAUAGUUACCCACUUCCCAUUUGACCAGCAGAACUGCAGUAUGAAGUUGGGAACAUGGACAUAUGAUGGUACAAUGGUUGUUAUUAACCCGGAGAGUGAUCGUCCAGAUCUGAGCAACUUCAUGGAGAGCGGGGAGUGGGUGAUGAAGGAUUACCGUGGCUGGAAGCACUGGGUUUACUAUGCUUGCUGCCCUGACACCCCUUACCUGGACAUCACCUACCACUUCCUCAUGCAACGCCUGCCUCUCUACUUCAUUGUGAACGUCAUCAUCCCCUGCCUGCUCUUCUCCUUUUUAACAGGGUUAGUUUUUUACCUACCCACAGAUUCAGGUGAGAAAAUGACUCUCAGCAUCUCUGUCCUGCUGUCUUUGACUGUGUUCCUGCUGGUCAUCGUGGAGCUGAUUCCCUCCACGUCCAGCGCAGUGCCUCUGAUCGGCAAGUACAUGCUGUUCACCAUGGUGUUCGUCAUCGCCUCCAUCAUCAUCACCGUCAUCGUCAUCAACACCCACCACCGCUCCCCCAGCACGCACACCAUGCCCCCCUGGGUCAGGAAGAUCUUUAUUGACACAAUCCCAAACGUCAUGUUUUUCUCUACAAUGAAACGACCAUCGAGAGACAAACAAGACAAAAACAUUUUUGCAGAAGACAUUGAUAUUUCUGACAUUUCUGGGAAGUCAGGUUCUGUGCCUGUCAACUUCUACUCCCCACUUACCAAAAAUCCAGAUGUGAAAAACGCUAUAGAGGGAAUCAAAUACAUUGCGGAAACGAUGAAAUCGGACCAAGAAGCCAGUAAUGCUUCAGAAGAAUGGAAGUUUGUUGCAAUGGUGCUUGAUCAUCUCCUCCUUGGCAUAUUUAUGCUAGUUUGUUUUAUAGGAACAUUAGCUGUAUUUGCUGGUCGCCUUAUUGAACUUAAUCAGCAAGGAUGAAUGUCAGCUGGAAACUAUUUGCUACCCUGAACAUCUGAAAGCAUCAUAACCAUCAAAAUCUGGCCAGCCUCUAAAAGGUUCACUGACAGGAAUCAGUAACUGCUGGGAAAAAGCAGGGAUAAUAAAAUGUAAGGCUCCAUACUUAGCACUUCUGAGCUGCUGCUCAGUAGCAUUUAAUUGCCAAAAAGAAACAUUUGCAUUACUGGUAAACUUGAAUGGCUGUCAGCCAGGUUUUGAUCCAUUUUACCCUUUAUUAAAAAUGUUAAUGUAUUAAUAAGACUGUCUGACUUUGUAAGCAACAGAUACAAUUCCAGUGAAGUCAAUAGCAGUGUAAUAAGCUUUAGCUGAGCUGUAAAUCUGUAUUCACCUUUAGCAUUCAAGCUGGUUUUAAUAUCUGCUCUGUGGCUUUUGUAUUAGGAGGGUCACUCCUCUGAUAACACUAGAUCUAAUCCUCCAAAUAUCUCAAACUCCAUGCUUAAGCACUUGAUUUUCAUGCACAAAUUUGAACUGACUGACUGUCACGCGUGACUCUGCCCAUAGAAGCUCUUGCUGCAGCAAAGAGGAGAGACUUGUUCUUUACUGGGGGCAGGGUCCAGCCGAUUCCUAGGAUAAUCUCCACAUUCAGCCUGAUCUGGUCUUAGAAGGUUGAUUUCCACUCUGCGUUUGGAGUGAUGACUAAUGUGGGGGCACCUUCAAACUUGGGGGUGUUUAUUUAAGCACGAUUCUCUCUGUUUCCCGAAACCUGUCCCCUGGCCCGCUGAGCAGCCCAUGAGCAGCAGUGUGCCCCAGCGCAUCGCCGGGGAACGCAGGGCCCUCAGCUGUGCGGCGCCAGGAGCUGCCAGAGCUUUGCUCAAAAGUUGAGCAGCAGCUCUCUCUGGUGGCUAAAGCAAAGCAAUUCUGCCUCUGGCCAAACACCGCCGGACUUGGGUUACUCCAGAUUCGACGUAAGCAAGAAGCCUCUCUGCGUUUCCAUAAUGCGGUGUGGCAAUAGCAGCAGUGCUGCCUCUUCUCAAAAAUAAAUAAGGAUAGGUGGGGCAACAGCGACAAGUUACUCAUCUUUUCCAGCUGCUCGUCCAAGCCAAGAGCACUGCUUUGCUAACAGCUGUAAACAAUUUGCCAUGAGUUUAGUAAAAUAAUUCGUAUUAUGUUAAUGCUCCACAGAAAUGUGUCAUGCCUGCAGAGGACAGGCAUUUGAAGCACUAUAGGGAAAAUGAGGCGAGUAACACUCCCAGCAUUGCGUAGUGUUUGCUGGACAAUGUUUUGGUGAGCUGCAGUCCUAAGCAGUUUGUCUGGGGUAAUCGAUCACUUGUAGCACUGUGCUCCGCUCUUACGGUUUAAAGGAUGGUAAUCUUUGCCUCCCUGGAUGAUCAUUAACCCUGAAGUGAAGGCCAAAGAUAUAUUGCUGGGCGACACCUCUGCUGACAGAGUGUUCAGUGCAGCUGGGUUUGUCUCUAGCAGGAGUUCCCAGCUCCCAGCCCUUGGGGAAAAUCAGCAGCUCCCUGCUCACGAUGAGCUAGUCUGCAGCAUAAUGGUGCCUGGAACUUAAUUUGAGAGCCUGGGAUUGGCACUAAAACUGACAGAACAAUCCUCUUAGAGCAGCACGUGGUUGAAUCUUAGCAUUAAAAAUAAACAUCAAGUAACAAGAUUCAUGUUGAGGAUCCACAGUAUCUUUGUUCAGCUUCCCCAAGGCAGAUCUGAGUCUUGAGGCCUUCAAAUUCCCCCCAUUUGUGUGUCAGAGUGAGUGUGUGCACGUGUUUGCCUGCCUGCCUGCCUGCUUCUUCAGCUCUCUUUAUAGAUUGCUAGGUACCAGUGCUUUCCUUCUACUUCCUCAGAUAAAGGUUUGAAACUAUUUAUUAAAAAAUUUUCAUUUGUGAUGGUUUGACCUGUCUUACAGGCACAGCAAAU
Molecule: messenger RNA, 3328 nt
Organism: Poecile atricapillus (Black-capped chickadee)
Lineage: Eukaryota; Metazoa; Chordata; Aves; Passeriformes; Paridae
Gene: CHRNA1
Product: cholinergic receptor nicotinic alpha 1 subunit
Exons: 9
Coding region: 50-1423 (457 amino acids)
Biological process (GO): nervous system process; regulation of membrane potential; chemical synaptic transmission
Cellular component (GO): synapse; postsynaptic membrane; neuron projection
Molecular function (GO): acetylcholine-gated monoatomic cation-selective channel activity; transmembrane signaling receptor activity
Source: RefSeq, a predicted model, not a curated record